Molecule: messenger RNA, 570 nt
Organism: Ceratosolen solmsi marchali
Lineage: Eukaryota; Metazoa; Arthropoda; Insecta; Hymenoptera; Agaonidae
Gene: RpLP2
Product: ribosomal protein LP2
Exons: 4
Coding region: 100-444 (114 amino acids)
Biological process (GO): cytoplasmic translational elongation
Cellular component (GO): cytosolic large ribosomal subunit; ribosome
Molecular function (GO): structural constituent of ribosome
Source: RefSeq, a predicted model, not a curated record
UCGAUGGUAUAUAUAUAUGACUUGGCAAACAUCUUCCUGUUUUGCUCGGUGCUUUGGCCUUAAGCAGAAUCACGUUUCGUGUCUAUUAAGACUUAAAAAAUGCGUUACGUGGCUGCGUAUCUCUUAGCUGUUUUGGGAGGCAAAUCGUCUCCCAGUCAGACUGAUAUUGAAAAGAUUCUUUCAUCGGUCGGUAUUGAAGUCGAUGCAGAGAAACUUAAGAAAGUUCUUUCAUCACUAAAUGGCAAAAAUGUCGAAGAAGUUAUUGCUCAAGGUCGUGAGAAUCUUUGCUCGAUGCCAGUUGGUGGUGCAGCAGCUCCGGUAGUUGCUGCACCUGGUGGUGGUACUGGAGGUGCCGUUGCCGAAGAAAAGAAAGAAGAAAAGAAAGCGUCUAAGGAGGAAUCUGAAUCAGAGGAUGAGGACAUGGGCUUUGGUCUUUUCGAUUAAGGAUCAAGACUAUGGUAAAUUUUAUAAGCGGAGAAGCACCGAUCACUUUAAUUUAUGAAAUUUUUUUUAUAAUUGGUAAAUGUCUUGUACUGAUUGCGAAUGAAUAAAGGCGUGAUCAAAACAAAA